Messenger RNA from Perkinsus marinus ATCC 50983, 218 nucleotides. RefSeq lists its product as hypothetical. Lineage: Eukaryota; Perkinsozoa; Perkinsida; Perkinsidae. The annotation marks the transcript as partial. The transcript has 2 exons. The record is from RefSeq and is a predicted model, not a curated record.
GCACGGGGGAGACGAAAUACGAUGAGUUCAUCGAGAAGAACGAGGCCUUCCUCUACGUUUUUCGUGGUGGAAUUGAAGUUUCGAACAACGGUAUCGACCCUAGGGUGGUCAAGGCCGGCGAAUGCUUGAUUCUAAGCGGAGGAAAGUCCUUCCAGUUUCGAUUCUCUGAAGACAACAUUGCGCUCCUUUUGAAAAGCACAACCCCCCAUGAUUGUUAA